UUUCAUCUUAUUUGUUCUUCAAUACAUAACUUGAUGCAAUUUGGGGUAGUGAUAUGUUGAUAAUGUUCCCUGAUAUUGUGCGGACUAAGUUCUGAGGAUAAUACUAUGAUGCAGCUUGUUAAAAUGUGGCAGAGGUUCAAGUUCAACCUUCACCCUUUGCGUUCAAAAUGGCUGUCUCUCCAUUUACCAAUUCAAAAAUUAUAAGAUCUAAAGGAGACACCAAGGGAAUUCAAACAAGUAGGAGAACUGAAGACAAAAGAUCUAAAUCAUUCAAGUGUGAGAAAACAGAGUCACCUCAUCAUGUAGAGAUAAUGGAUCUACUCAAAAGGAUACGGAUUUCAAUAUCAAAGGGUAAAUCACAAUACAAGGAUAAGCCCUCAGCUGAAUUUGAUCGAGAUAUUCUUGGUGAACCAAAGAAACAAGUGAAAGGUAAUAUCUCAAACAAAUCAAAACAGAAGGAUUUGUCGGAGAAAAUAUCUGCGUCAAGAAAUGAGGAAGGAGCAGAGGGGAACCCACAUGUACUAGGGUUUAAGUUGACUAGGCUAGCUUCAAACUUUGCAAAGAAAUCCCCUAUUCCAUCUCUAUCAACCCCAAGAAGCAACACUAUUGGGCAAACUAACUAUGGAUCAUCAAACAUUUCGUUGGAAACAAAGGUUCAACCAGAGCAAGAAACCCUGGAAGAAAUGAAACUUGCCCAGUUGAAAGAACUGGCCAAGUCAAGAGGAAUAAAAGGUUACUCUAAGCUUAAGAAGAGCGAACUUAUCAAAGUACUUGGAUCCUAGACCUAAUCCUAGUUUUCCUUGUGAUGACUCUAACUACCAUCAGAUUGUACAAAUGUAUCGAACUACGGAUUAUAUGAAACUCAGAUUUCAUAGAAUUUAUGCAAAUCAACAUGGUAUGCUGAAUCGCCAGAAAUCAUCG
Arachis duranensis is the source of this 921-nucleotide messenger RNA. RefSeq lists its product as uncharacterized. The record is from RefSeq and is a predicted model, not a curated record. Gene Ontology annotation, biological process: DNA-templated transcription termination. NCBI's taxonomy places the organism in Eukaryota, Viridiplantae, Streptophyta, Magnoliopsida, Fabales, Fabaceae. The transcript has 2 exons. Bases 168 to 782 code for a protein of 204 amino acids.